GCUAAAUCAAAAAUGGUGGAUGUACCAUCCCUUGAUUUGAAGCAGGUGAAGUCUGAUUUAAUUAUUGCACAAAGAGAAUGUUAUGAAAGAAGACUAGUACAUGCAGCAAAAUGGUAAGACUUUGGAUAUAAUCAAUAUGAAAAUUGGAUAAUCUCAUAUUUUAGCGCUAUAAAUUAUACGCCAUUGACAAGUGAUCAUUAAAUUUCAUUAAUUUAAAUUUAACAUCUAAGUCUAAGUUAGUCACUUGUAAACUGGGUGCAUUUUUUUUAAACCAGUUAUUUUGAGAAAUAUCUGUGGGCUCAAGGGUAACAAAAAAAGAUUGACUUCUCAUUUUCUAUAAUAUGCCGUACUGAGAGUGAGUGCAUUGAACUGCCUUCGUCUUCGUCAACCAAUUGUCAAUGAGAGUCGCUUAGUCGAUUGAUUUGUCACGUGAUGUGAGUAAAAACAAGUAAGACUUCCGGUAGGCUGUAUACAACACACUAGUGCUUGACAACAGUAGCCCGAUACACACUACAACUACACUACAUUUCGUCCAAUGAAAAUUAACAAUAAAAUAAACAAAGGGGAAUGACUCCUGCAUCAAUAUUGAAUAAAAACGCAAAUGACGUCAUGAGCACGCACGGAGCUCAACAACAUCCUGCCGAUAAUAGUAUUGAUAGUUCCCAUCGAAUAUCGCUCACAAAUUGUUCUUGAAAUAACUUUCUUCCUUUAAUCAUAACUGAAGUAUAUUUAUUGUCACAUUUAUGUAUUUCAUUUAAAAAACGCAUGUAUUCCAGAAUAUUUCGAAAGGUAAAAUUUUUAGUAACACGACAUUGGGGAAGCACUGAUGAAGUAUCUUUUGUUGUGUGUAGCAGCCUAGUGAUGGCUUACUCACAUCACGUGACCAAACAAGGAAGUGACUAAGCGACUCCCAUUGUGUCCAAGAAAUAGCCACUGAUAGCUAGGAACAGGCAGUUGCUGGAUUCAGUAAAAGAGAUGACAUUGUACAAAAACCCAUAAACAGAGAAGAUACUACCAUUCAAUUUAUAACAAAGACUUAUGAAACAAUAGUUACAUCCGGUAUAACUUAUAGCAAUACCUUCCUGUACCAGGCUACGGAAAAGACUUUGAGGUGCACAUAUUCCCAGAGUGAAAGGGUGGCCCAGGACCCAGUUCUGUGUUGCAUGCAGCCUCAGAAAAAAGAUGAGAAAGAACAGUGACAUUUUUAUUUUAAAAAGUCAUGUUCCGGUUUGAAGCGCUAAUUAAAUGCUUACUCUUUUAAUUAUGUCCAUUAAUAGUACAGUGGAGAGGAGGUUACAGGGUUUUCAAUGCCAUAUAAAGAGAGAGUUGGCACUGUUUUCUUGUUGUCAUUUAAGUGCCAUACCAACGUGUGAUCACGUUACAGGAGUGCAUAGAAAGAUAUAGCCUUACAGCCUUGUGUAUUGUAUCGGACAGAAGGCUUGUUUAUGCAAACAUAUACCAAAUCAGACAGGGAAUCUAUGAACACUCUGUUGUGGCCCAUCAACAAAAUUUAGUAGAUUGACAAUCUUUAGCUGAUAGUUGUAACACUAUACUCGAUAUUACCCCCCGGCCUCCCUCCCUCCCCCAUUGCAUGCGGUACAAGUUGAUCACCGACACAUGAUGGCAUUAUGUCAAUAUAUCAAAGAAUGACAUCAUCAGAAUUUCAGUGUGGUGGCAUAAACAGCUGACCAGAGAAACAGCACAAAACAGCUGGCCAUGCAAAAGACGGGCCCGGUCAAAAGAAAAAAGACGUAGUAGGAUUCCAAAAACAUCAAAGAGUGAUGCUUGCGACCUUUAUUUAAUAUUUUUUUUCAUGCAACAAACUGCAUGGCCUGCGUCACUUAAAAGCGUUAAGUUAAAUUAAAUUUACAAGAUGUAUUUUACUUUUAGGUUUGGUUAGCAUUUGUUGCAUUAUAUUUAUAGCCAUUAAUGACAAUUUUUUUUUUGUUAAGGCAUUUCUAAAAAACUGUUAUAUUUUCUAACCUUUUUUAAAAAAAACAAUAAUUCAUCAUAUCACAAUUCAUCAAUGGGCCUGAGAAAAUUGAAAUUAGAUUAUCUAACUAAUGAACUUGAAAUUUUCAUUCCGAUCAGGUCUGCAGAGAUGUCAAGAGCUUUAGUUGUAAAAGUGGAUUCUAGAUCACUACAACAAGUUGAUGAACCUGAUGUAAGUUAUUCAUGUUAACCUUAAAGUUAAUGUGUAAUUGUUUGGUCAAUGCAAAGCUUUUUAUCUAAAAAAAAAUACAACUAGUGUCGUAGCGGGAUUAAUGCAAUGGCAUAAGUGAAAUAGAGGCAUAUAAAAAAAGUCUGGGUUUGGAGUAUAAGUAUCAGUAGUUUGAAUAAAAUUUGGAAAUCUUGGAUCUACCACAAUAUUAUAUAAAUAAAAUAAACAAGUUUGUUUUUGUGCAAAUAUUGCAAACAUAAUAUUUUUUAAUUGUAAAAUAUAACCCCCCCCCUCCCCCCCAUCCCCUUCAACCAACUCUAUUAAAUUUCAUCUAAAUUUCAAUGCCCUCUGUGUGUGCAUAAAAAUUUGCUUUAUGUCCAAAAAUAUUAUGUUAAUUGAUGUCAUUUUCAAAAAUAGAUAGCAUCACUUUCCAUUAUUAAAAAGCUUAUUUAUUACUUGUAACAGGAAUUUUGGACAGAUUAUGACAGUUAUGUCCUUGCUAAAAGCUAUUUUGAUGUCAAAGAGUUUGACAGAGCUGUACAUGUACUGCGUGAAUGCAACAGUCCGAAACCUUAUUUCCUUCGUCUAUAUUCACUUUAUAUGUCUGAUCAAAAAAGAAAAGCUGACAACAUGCCUGAUUCUAAUGGUAAAUAAACUAUUUAUUACAUUUUUAUUUUAGAUAGUAAUUUUGAUCUCAUUUUAAUUUGAACAUGCUUUAAAAAUUAUGCUUUAUUAUAGUACAAAAGAUGUGAGACACUAAUAACACUGAAAGCGUUUUAUUUUAUAUGUAAUGGGGAAAUUCCCCUAACUAAACAAACUUACAGAAAUUAGUUGCUGAAAUGGAGGAAUCCUACUUUUGCUGACAAAUUGGUUGUGAAACAUCCACCUGAAAACAUCUGAAUUCAAGGAAAUUUAGCAGGAUAGCAGAACAAAGUGUCACUGUAUUCCAAAUGAACUUACUUUUGAAUAUAUUUAUAUGUGUUUUAUGUUAACUGAUUCAUUUUUGUUCUUGCAGCACAAUCUGAAGUAUUUGAUAAUGAGAUAUUGAAAAUUCUUCAGUCUGAGUUGUCUGAAAAGCACAGCAAAAAAGAACUAGAUGGUUUUGGGUUGUAUUUGUGAGUAUAAUUUUAAAAAAUUGAUUCUUCUUUCAGUUCAACUCGGCAUACCGUAUUGGUUUUAUAUUUGCUUAUGUAAACAAAAAUUACAUUCCUUUAGUAAAAAAUAUCACAUAGAUACAAGUUCUUGUUCAAACACAUGAUGAAAGCUAUGCAGAAUAAAAUUUUGAAUCAAGAUAUCUGACUCAAAUGAAAUAUUGCUUUCCAUUUUCAAUAACACUUGUUAUUUUUUACCAAUUUGUAUAGGUAUGGAGUUGUUUUGGCAAAAUUAGACCUUCAUUAUAUGGCAAUAGAAAUAUUUGUGGAGUCUGUUACUAAAGAACCUUUAAACUGGGCAGCUUGGAUGGAACUUGCAAGGCAUAUUGCUGACAAAGAAUCAGUAAGUCAUUUUAAGAUAAUAGUCAUAGAUCAAAUGGCUGGAAUUCAUGUAAAUAAAAGAUUAAUUUAUUAAAGAAAGAAAUAUGUCUACAUAGAAAAUGUGAUGCAGAUUGGGACAGGUAAGAUUAGAGGUGAACACAAUCAGACCAAAGAUUUGUAAAAGUGUAUGUUAAAAUGUUUUCUAACUCAUCAGUUUUUUUUAUUCCAACAUAAAAUCUAUGCACAUUUUUCAUGUCUUUAAUUUCUUUGACCUUUUAAGUAUAAGUCCUUAAAAAUUAUAUUUUUAUAAAUUGUGUUGUGGCUUUCUUUUCAGCUGCUGUCUCUCCAACUACCUCAGCACUGGAUACGAUCAUUGUUUAUGGCUAAAGUUUACAUGGAGCUUCAACUGCAUGAGGAUGCUCUUUCCAUUUACAGAACUUUUAUGGACCGGGGCUUUGGGGAAAGUUCGUAUAUAGUGGCUCAAGUAGCUGUGACAUAUCAUGAUAUGAGAGGUAAAAACUGCUAAAUUCCAGACAUUGACCAUUUCUAAAGUGGUUUUAAUAGAUAGCAGAGGAUGAUUGAUUACAAAUAUGUACGAUCCUCAUCAUAUACUCUGGUUAACUAAGAGUUAAUUUUAGACAGUAACAAAUUUUUGUUUGCUCUUAAGUUUUGUUAUGCGUAACCCCUCAAUGAAUGUUAUGCAUUUAGAGCACCUGAGAUUUUAUUUACAAGUAGCUAGCUCAUCAACUUUUGAAAUAAUUUUAUUAACUAAUAAGACAUUUAUAAUUGUUUAAAUAACUUGAUCAGAUAGUUUGUAUAUUUUAUAUGACAUGUUACAAUAGCAACUUUUAUUAUAUACUAGCUAAUUUGUUGUUGCUUUUUGAAUCUGUCGACAGAUGUUGAUUUGGCUGUUCAGACAUUUAAAUCUUUGGAAGUAAUGGACCCAUAUAGGAUAGAGAAUAUGGAUAUUUACUCUAAUUUGCUGUAUGUAAAAGUAAGCAAAGUUUUUAUACAAUUAAAUCUAUGACAUACAGAUCUGCAUUUGACAUCAUGAAAAUAUUUUUAUAGCAAUAUGCUAAGAUCCUUUUGAACUUUUGAUUGUUUUAAUAUUUUCAGGAGAAAAAAAGUGAGCUGGCACAUCUUGCUCACAAAUGCUGCACUGUCAAUAAAUACUGUGUGGAAACAUGCUGUGUUAUAGGUAGGAUAAGUUUUAUAAAUUAUUAAUGAAAUUUCUUUAACCUUCUGCUAGAAUGAAGCACAAAAUUUUGCUGUUCAGUUUGCUUUUACAACUUAAUUUUGGGCUAGCCACCAAAAUGACUCAAUAAUCGCUUUCAAAUUCGCUAAAUUGAAUUAAACGCAUGAUUAUAACAUGUUAUCAAUAUCUCAGCAUAGUUUAGCAUUACCAGUGUAUUUUUCUUUCUUUUUUCUGGUGAAAUGUUUUUUUUUUUUUUUUAAUAUUUUUAUUUUUUUCUCAACAGGAAAUUAUUACUCUCUGCGUUCACAACAUGAGAAGUCAAUUCUCUACUUUCAGAGGGCUUUGAAGCUCAACUCCAACUACAUCUCAGCCUGGACCUUAAUGGGUCAUGAGUACAUGGAGAUGAAAAAUACUUCAGCUGCUAUACAAGCCUAUCGUAGAUCUAUAGGUAUUUGCCUUUUGUUAUUAAAAUUAUUGAUUGUAGUUAUCAGUGUAUUCCUUUGUUGGUAUAAUGUUAUAUCAUUUAGUUGUUUGUUUUUUUUAAAGAAGAAAUGUCAUUACCUGGAUAAAUUCAUAAAAAUUAAUAUUUCAUUUUUUAUGAUAAAACAGAUGCUAGAAUGAAUGGGUUUGAUUAAAACUAUGUCACACCAUAAAUGUUGAAAUAUUAUCUCAGUCAUGAGGGAGAUUAUUUUAUUUGAAAAGCUUUUGUUGACUAAAAGUUCAUGCAAAAAGAAAUUGCUUUGACAUUUUUUCAUGUAAUCUAAGGGAUCAUUAUUUUUUACUGUUCAGAGGUAGAUAAGCGAGACUACAGAGCUUGGUAUGGUCUUGGACAGACUUACGAAAUACUUAAGAUGCCUUCAUAUUCUUUAUACUAUUACAGAAAAGCACAGACUUUAAAGUAAGCAAAAUAAAUUUUUAACGUUUCAUCAAAUGAAACCAAAUGUUACCCUGCUGUGAAAUAAGAUUAUUUGCUUGUCAUUUCUUCUGGCGAAAUACUUAUUUUCUCCCCUUUUAUUCUCUAAAUUCUCAUUUCAGACCAAAUGACUCAAGAAUGGUUAUAGCUCUUGGUGAAUGUUACCAAAAAGUAGAAAGACUCCAGGAAGCCAAAAAGUGUUUCUGGAAGGCCCAUUGCCUUGGUGAUGCAGAGGAAAUUGCAUUGUUCAAGUUAGCCAAGUCAGUAAAAUAAUAUCCUUUUACUGCACUUUCUAUUCAUAAAUACUAUUUUUUGGCUGUUAAUUUUUUUCUUUAAAAACAAAACGAAAUAAAUGAUACACAAGUAUAUAUUAAUGUGCCCCAAGUUUACAAGCCAUUUAUUCUUUGUAUUAUGCUGUUAAGUAAAUGGUUUUUCUUAAAAAAUUGUUUGUGCAAUUGGCCUUUGUAACCUGCCCGAUGUGUGAAACUAAUAAUAAAAUUCACACCCCACCAACCCUUUUUUCAGUUGUAUCUCAUAAAUUAUGGCCACACACCUGUUUCCUUUUCAAAUUUUGUUUGUGUUUGUUGCCGUUAAGGCUCAUUAACUGUUUUUUUUUUUGUUUUUUGUUUUUUAAAACUUUAAAUCAAUAUAAAAACUACCAGCCAGUUUGUAUACACAAGCUUCUACUUUAUCUAUCAUUUGCUUUACUCUCUUGAUUUCAAUAACAUUAUUUGGUGGCAUAAAUGUCAUGCUAGGUUGAGAUUAAUUUAUUUAUUUAUGUUUAAUUUUAAUACUUCCUUCAUGACAUAAAAAAACAUUAGUCUUAAAUAUGUUUAUAAAAAAAAUUUUAACCCACCCCCCCCCCCCCCCCCCAGCCUGUAUGCAACACUAGGUGAAAAGGAGCAAGCACGUCAGGCAUAUACAGAAUACAUCAACCAAGCUGACAGGAUGCUGGUAUGAUAGUGUUUCUAACAUGUAUAUGACCAGUUAUUUUACCUUCAGCUCUAAAUAUGCAGAUCAAAUUUGUACAAAAAAUUACUGUUUUUUUUUUUUAAACUUACAAUGAAUUGAUAAUAGGGAUGUUAAGCUGCAACGGUCAUCUUUAAUAUAGAUUCUUUUGUUAAAGGUUGUUAAAGCCGCUUGCUCAUCCAUACGACCAAACAUCUUUCUUUUUUAAAGCAUGUGUUUUAAAUAAAUUGAAAAAGUUUUGUUUUUUUUUAAUCUCUUAAUUUCUAUUGACUAUGUACCGUGCUUCAAGCCUUAAAUUGGGAUGAAGCGUGUUUUCGAAAUAAACUUAAUAAUUAUUUAUUAUUAUUAUUUCAUGAAUGAAGGUCUUUUAAAUAUAAAACAUAUACGAAUUAAAGUCAAUAGUGAAAAGGUUUCUCCUUUGAAUAACUCCCUUUAAAUAAGUGCUUGAAUUGUUCAUCUUAGAUUCACAACCAUGAAGACUUAAGUAGAGCCUACCUGUAUCUAGCCAACUACUACAUAGAUCACAAGAACUGGGAUGAGGCUUACACAGCAGCACAAAAAUGUACAGAGUUUACUGAGGUACUACUACCUUUUCACCAUUAGGGAUGUGCAUUUAAUUAGCAUCAAUGCUGUUGACAUCAUUUUCUUGAGAUAAAUAUAUACAUUUCUCCAAUUCCUGUGUGUAUGGCAUUUUAGCAGAUACACAUAUAUUAUGUUUUGAAAUGAUUUUUCUAUUAAAAAAUUCAAACAGAAUGAAGCUCUUGAUUAGAAGUUGUUCACUAGUACUUUUAACUCAUUCAGCCAUUACCUUAAAUAGUAGUAUGUACAAAUAUUUAUUCCCAUGUACAUUUUUUAUAGACCACCUAAUGUAAGAUCUUUUUUCCAAAUUUCCCUUAUAAUUGCCUGAACACAUUCCUGCUCUCGAUGUUCCUAUGUUUUCAGUGGAUUAUCUAAAACCUAAAUCAUUCUAAUUUAUCAUAGACGAGAGAAGAGGCUAAAGGUCUGCUGAGAACAAUACAAACCAGGCGCCUUCACGAUGUCCCCAUAACCCCAGGAGGCAUGAGUAUAGACGAUAGCAUGGACAGUAUAGCACCGACGGAUCAGUUCAAUGCAGGAGCACCGAGAGCUUUUGACAGAGUUACGCCCGUCAAUUUAAAGUUUACUCCUUAGCUCUUGUAAAUAUUAGUAAUAAGGGGAAUUUCUAGAAUAAAAUGAUCAGCUGUUCCUUCUCAGUGCAACAGAGAGUUUUCAAUGAUAUAAGACUGGAACCCAUUCUGUAUAUUGGAUGGACAUGCAUAGAUUGGCCAUGGGGUUGGUUAGCACACAUUGUAAAUACACUAUGGACUAGUAAUUCAAAACUGGAGGGGUCUCAAGUUUGCCAACAUCUACGUUGUUGGAAAUCAAAAUCCGAUGAUGCUAAACAGUUAAUAAAACGAUUCUCUAUCAUUUUUCCAAUUUUCAAGUGGCUGAAGAGUUUUGUUUAGUGACCAUAGUUUUUGAAUUCAUCAUAAUUUUACUUAGUAAGCUUGCGAUGUUGUUAAAACUAAAACAAUUGUUGAGACUAUGGUCUAACUUGUUUUAUCGUUCAUAAAAAGCUUUUAAAAAAUAAAUCCAUUCAAUUUGAAUUGAAAAAACACAUUUCUAAGGGAGCUAAUAAAAUGAAAGUUUUACUAAGGUGGUCAGCAAAAUUUGCACAUGUAUAUUAAAAUAUUAUGCUAGCAAUGAGGAAAACUUGCAAAUAUGACACCAUGACCUCUGACUGAAAACACCAUGACCUCUGACUAAAAAAUGCAUGCAAAAAUGGUCAUUGGAUCAGAAUGAUGAUUUAAAUAAUGAAUGAAUUAUUGCAUGUAAGUGUAAGAAAGAAUGUCAACUAAUUAUCAUAUUCAUUUUUCAAAUGAAUAAUGGUAUCGCUAAAUAAAGCUGCUUACUAAUAAUAAUUCAAACUGGCAAAAGGGAAUUGUAAAAUUUUAUUCUUUUACAGUUAUAUCUUUCUUAAGUGCAAGUCUAUUUUUCAUUUCAUGUAUCUGCUCUCCUGUUUUUCAACUGCAGAUGUCAUUGAUGUACAUAGCUAUUUAAGUCAACUAAAUUUUUGAUGGUUUGUUCAUUGUAAUAUAAUGCCUUCCUGUGUUCA
Molecule: messenger RNA, 8844 nt
Organism: Lymnaea stagnalis (great pond snail)
Lineage: Eukaryota; Metazoa; Mollusca; Gastropoda; Lymnaeidae
Source: the annotation of a GenBank genome assembly